Messenger RNA from Pneumocystis carinii B80, 1051 nucleotides. RefSeq lists its product as hypothetical. The record is from RefSeq and is a predicted model, not a curated record. Bases 47 to 1006 code for a protein of 319 amino acids. Gene Ontology annotation, cellular component: Smc5-Smc6 complex; nucleus. NCBI's taxonomy places the organism in Eukaryota, Fungi, Ascomycota, Pneumocystomycetes, Pneumocystales, Pneumocystaceae. The transcript has 6 exons. Gene Ontology annotation, biological process: DNA repair.
AAGAAUGUUAAUAACACAAUAUCUUUAAAAAUUCUAUUAAAAAAUUAUGGUUCUUAAGCAUUCUGAGAUAAAUAAGAUUAAUAAAUCAUUAAAAAAAGAGGUCUUAAUUAGUAAAAAACGAGUUCCAUUAAGAUUGGAUAAUGAAAACUACUGUUCAGAUGAAGAUGUGGAUUCUAGACAGGCUUUACGUCAGGAAUAUAGGAAGUUAAUUAAGAUGACAGAUGAAAAAAAGCAAGAUUAUAUUAAGAGAGGUGAUGAUGGGUUAAUAAAUACAAUAAGAAUGGCAGACCAGCUUUUUGAGAAAGUUAAAAGGCCUCAGGAAGCAGCCUUAGAUUCACAACUUCUUGUACAGACAGUUGGCAUUGUAAAUACGAAAGCAAAACGCUUAAAAUUGGGAGAUUUACUAUUUGAUAUGGAUUUAUAUAUUGUAAAAUUAUUAUCAUUUAUUAAAACUGAUAAAGAUUGCCAUAUGAACGAAGAUUCAGGGAUAGAUUGGAUGAAAAUCGGGAGAUUGGCAAUGUUAUGUAAUAAGAGGCCACCUACUAUAAAUUUUAUGUUAGGGCCUUUAUCAGUUGAAAGAAAAGAGCGAAAAGUUACGCGCCAAGAAAGGUUUCAUAAAAAUAAAGAAGAUCUUGUUCAGCCAGAGGAGAUCAAAGACGGAGAUAUAUUGCCUCAAGAUAACACAACUCCUAAAAAUGUUAUGAAUAUUGACAAUUAUUUAAAACGUCAUUCUCCUAUAGGAUUAUUUGAAUUUGUUAUAAAUCCAGAAAGUUUUUGUCAAACAGUAGAAAAUAUGUUUUACUUAACUUUUUUAAUAAGAGAGGGCAAAGCUAGUUUGGUGAAAGGGAAAAAUGAUAUAUUAAUCCUUGAAAGUAAAAACAUGUCUUCAAGUGAAGAACAAGCUCAAGGAAAUAAGAAACAAGCAGUUAUGUAUAUUGAUAUGAAAAUUUGGAGGGAUGCUAUUGAAGCAUUGGAUAUAACAAAAUCUAUUAUCUCAACUAGAUAAGUUUAUUUAUAAUCCCCUAUAUCGCAAAUACAAUACUAUCCAAUA